Messenger RNA from Musca vetustissima, 1314 nucleotides. It is a transcript of the gene egr, whose product is annotated as protein eiger. The transcript has 7 exons. Gene Ontology annotation, biological process: immune response. Lineage: Eukaryota; Metazoa; Arthropoda; Insecta; Diptera; Muscidae. Gene Ontology annotation, molecular function: receptor ligand activity; tumor necrosis factor receptor binding. Gene Ontology annotation, cellular component: membrane. Bases 11 to 1306 code for a protein of 431 amino acids. The record is from RefSeq and is a predicted model, not a curated record.
CGCUGCUAACAUGACUGCUGAAACUCUUAAGCCGUUUAUAACACCCGGCAGUGUCGAUUAUGUGACAGCAUCACAUUCAAGUACCUCAUCCGUUCAUAAUCGGAAUAGACGGUGCUUUCUUGCAAUUGCUGCAAGUGCCCUUGUGGUGGUGCUAAUCUCAACGUUGUUGGGCAUAACGAUAUGGCAUACCGUACGCAUAUCAAAUCUUCAAACCGAAGUGGAAAACUUAAAUAAAGUUAUUGAGAGUAUGCAAAAACGUUUGGGCCUCACAUAUUUGGAUGACUUAAGCGAUCUGGAAAAGGAGGAUGAGAAUAACAAUGCUUUAAUUGAUGAUAUGCUGCCCGACGACGACGACGAUGAUGAUGGAGGCGAUGACAAUGACAGUGAAAGUAACAGCGGCGAAGAAGAUGAUGAGGAUGAAGAUGCCGAUUACACAUACGAUGAAUUAAUUAAGAAAUAUAGCGAUUAUGAAGAAGAUGAUGACGACGAUCAUAACAAUAGUCGAACUAACGAGGACGACGAUGAUCUUUUUGACGACGACGAUGAUGAUGACGAUAACUUGUAUGGUGAUUAUGGAAAAUUUGUUGAGUCCACCAAGGAAAAACGGCAAAGGAGACGAAAAAUUCGUUCUUUGUCUGAGCUGAAGGAAGAAGCAGAUGAAAUUACAUUAGAAACUAGUCGUCCCUCAAUUCAAAGGUCUUACAAGCCCCUUGUCGCUGCAGAGAAUGCUGAAAGACGCCGCAGUCCAAUGAGAUUAUACAGUUCUCGUAGACGAAAGUUUCCAAUGAUAAAAAGCGAUAAACAUUUAAUUUCAGCUAAAACAGUAAUAUCACCAAACAAUGCUUUGAAUGAAAUUGAAACCACUAAGCCGGCCGUUCAUUUCCAUCUAACGCACAAAUUGCCAAAUCAUCAUUCAUCGGUUCGAGUUCACUCAUAUAAUGGUGAUUUGUACAUUGGAAAACCAACGUGGACAAAUGAACGAGAAUCUCUAGACACAUAUUUUCACGUAGAAAAUGGUGUUCUGACUGUCCACGAGCCGGGUCUGUAUUAUGUCUACGCUCAAAUAUGUUAUCACAAUCAUCAUAAUCAGAAUGGUUUCAUUAUAUUCCAUGGCCACAAACCAUUCCUGCAGUGUCUGAGUCACAUAUUUACGAACAAUAAUUCGGUUAUCAAUACCUGUCACACCAGCGGCCUAAUAUAUUUGAAACGUGACGAACAAAUACACAUUCAAGACUUCCAUACAGAUCGUAGAACUCAUCUGCAAGAAGAAAAUAAUCGAAGCUAUUUCGGAUUGAUUAAAAUUUAAAACUCUAC